Molecule: messenger RNA, 1158 nt
Organism: Cetraspora pellucida
Lineage: Eukaryota; Fungi; Glomeromycota; Glomeromycetes; Diversisporales; Gigasporaceae
Source: the annotation of a GenBank genome assembly
AUGGAAGACGAAGUUUCUGCUGCUCUUGUUAUUGACAAUGGUUCUGGUUCAUGCAAAGCCGGUUUCGCUGGUGAUGAUUCACCACGUGCUGUGAGCCGCUCCCCUGCAAUGGUCUGCAUGGGCCAAAAAAAUUCAUAUGUAGGGGAUGAAGUUCAAUCAAAACGUGGUCUUCUUACUCUUACAUAUCCUAUUGAGCGUGGUAUUGUAACAAAUUGGGAUGACAUGGAAACAAUUUGGCAUCAUACAUUUUACGAACUUCGUGUUGCUCCAGAGGAACACCCUGUGCUCUUGACUGAAGCGCCACUCGAUCAUGAGUCUAGUGAACAUAACAAAAAGAAUCAUAAAAUUAACCGAGAGAAGAUGACUCAAAUAAUAUUUGAAACUUUCAACGUGCCUGCUUUUUAUGUUGCAAUUCAAGCCGUUCUUUCAUCAUAUUCAUCUGGUCAUACUAAUGGUAUUGUUCUUGAAUCUGGUGAUGGUGUCACUCAUGCUGUACCUAUCUAUGAAGGUUACGCUCUUCCUCAUGCUAUUCUUCGUCUCAAUUUGGCCGGUCAUGAUUUGACUGGAUAUCUUAGGACACUUCUCAGUUAUUCAGUCACGAACUCUUCCGAACGUGUGAUUGUUGACAUUAAAGAGAAACUCUGUUAUGUUGCUUUGGAUUUUGAGCAAGAAAUGAAAACUGCUGCUCAAUCAUCUACUUUGGAGAAAUCUUAUGAAUUGCCUGAUGGUCAAGCUAUUACUAUUGGCAAUGAACGUUUCCGUGCUCCAGAAGCACUUUUCCAGCCUUCUUUUUUGAGUAUGGAAGCUGUUGGUAUUCAUGAAACCAUCUAUAAUUCCAUUAUGAAAUGUGACGUUAAUUUUCAUAAUGACCUUUAUAAAACUAUUGUCCUUUCUGGAGGCAAUACUAUGUUUUCUGGAAUUGCAGAUAGAUUGAAGAAGGAAAUUACAGCAUUAGCACCUUCUAACAUGAACGUCAGGAUUAUCAUCCCUCCAGAACGUAAAUAUUCUGCCUGGAUUGGUGGAUCAAUCUUGGCUUCUCUCUCAACUUUCGAAAAAAUGUGGAUUAGUAAACAAGAAUACGACGAAUCUGGUCCUUCUAUUGUUCAUCGCAAAUCCAAUGGAUAUUCACAGGCAUUUUCGUCCACAAAUCACAUUUAA